CUUCGUUUGUCGAUAAUUGAGUACCAGCAAACAAUCAUGGCGGCUGACAACAACACCACCGGCUUUGCCAGCUAUCUAAACUUCAUUUUCCCACAACCAUGUUAUGAUGAGUAUUUUGUAAAGUUUAACUUCUUUCACGCUCAGUGUUUCAAUGUCGUCCUGAGUAAAGCUUUAGGUUAUGGCAUCAUCUUAGGAGCCGUUCUGGUGAAAUUUCCUCAGAUUUUGAAGAUUCUGCAGGCUGGGAGUGGGAAGGGGAUCAACCUAGUGGCUGUCCUAUGUGAGCUGUUUGCCAUCUCUGCCACAACUACCUAUGGCUUUGCCAUGAGCUUCCCAUUCAGUUCCUAUGGUGAGGGUUUAUUCCUGACCAUUCAAACAAGUCUGAUAGCCUUCCUCAUUCUCUUCUUUGGCAACAAGGUGGUAGGAGCCUUACUGUUCAUCAUUUCCUACAUAGGAAUUAUGGGAUACCUCUUGUCUGGGCUGUGCCCAAUUUCCAUUUUAGGGGCUUUACAAAGUAUCAAUAUACCAAUAGUUAUACUUAGCAAGAUGAUACAAGCUGUGACAAAUUACCGCAAUGGAGGGACUGGGCAGCUCUCUGUUGUCACAGUGUUCCUGCUGUUUGCAGGAUCCCUGGCACGCAUCUUCACCUCCAUACAGGAAACUGGCGAUAACCUUAUCAUUGUCACAUUCAUUGUCUCUACAGUGUUCAAUGGCCUCAUCUUCGCUCAGAUUCUGUACUACUGGAAUGUCAAACCGAAGACAGAAUAAACCUGCAAGGCAGGGGCAUUCUCAGAGAACCGGUACCUGACAACAUCAUUAUGUACCACAAACUAUAUUACUAUAUACUAUCAUGUUUAGAAUUGCUAAGAGGAUAUUUAUAGCUCAUUUAAGGGAGAUGCAUUUUAUACACAUUUGAUUAAUUCAUCUUUACAAUAAAGAUGUUUUUGUCUUAUAACAUAAAAAUGAUUGAUUCAUUGAUUGAUUACAGUUUUUCACCCUUUUGGAAUGUGAAAAUGAAGAGGUUUUUAAUUUUAUUAAAAGGGAGACACUUUUUGUACAUGAUUGAUUAAUAUAUUCUACCUAAUUUCAAAAUUUCUUUUUAAUAUUUGUUAUGCAUUUAAUGAAUUUAAAUGAAGAAUCAAAUUCUGGUGUU
This is a messenger RNA of Ostrea edulis (European flat oyster), 1150 nucleotides long. RefSeq names its product mannose-P-dolichol utilization defect 1 protein homolog. NCBI's taxonomy places the organism in Eukaryota, Metazoa, Mollusca, Bivalvia, Ostreida, Ostreidae. The record is from RefSeq and is a predicted model, not a curated record. Gene Ontology annotation, biological process: oligosaccharide biosynthetic process. The transcript is spliced from 5 exons. The coding region runs from base 37 to 765 and encodes 242 amino acids.